CCUAGAGACAGACUGCGAGCGCACGUAUGUCAAGAAAUGGUGGCUGUCUGCGCAGCCAAGAAGUUCAGAUCAAGGCGGUUUUUAGUUCGGACCUCGCUUAUUUUACUGACCCUUGCCUUAUUCUCAUGCGGUUUCUCUUACUUUUUAAUAUCGAAUGCUGAGAACGAUCCGCUCUUCUACGGCCACUACCGAACCGACCACAGUCAUUACACGGGAUCGCUGGAAAAUGUUUCUGAUCCGAUCAUACUCUGGUGGACACCAUUCACCAAACAAGCUGGUCAUACGAAGACAUGUGGCAACAAAAGAUGCUUCUUUACGGAAGACCGGAUAUUUUUCAACCAUACGAACUUGCAAGCUGUGAUGUUUUAUGGAAGUGAACUUGAAAUAGGGGACCUGCCUUUGCCCAGAAAAACUCAUCAUGACUGGGCUCUGCUUCAUGAAGAAUCGCCAAAGAACAACUUUAUCUUCUGCAUGUCAAAUGUUCUUCGCUGGUUCAACCAUACUUCAACAUUUCGAAGAAACUCUGACCUUCCUCUGACUCUGCAAUAUCUUAACUAUAUUGCUGACCUCACAAGCAAGGAGUUCUUUGUUGAGACCUCCUCUAAGACAAGAGCGCGGGCUAACCAGUCACUGAUUGCCUACGUUCAGUCAGACUGCAACACACCAAUUGAACGAGAUUCAUUCGUCUCCGAACUAAUGAAUUACGUAAGCAUUGACUCUUAUGGAAAGUGCCUCCACAACAAAGACCUUCCAAAAGAGCUGGCGAAUGCAAUGGAUGCUAUGGACAACAAAGCCUUUUGGCACCUUCUUGCAAGCUACAAGUUUCACAUUGCCAUUGAAAACUAUGUCUGCGAGGACUACAUCACUGAGAAACUGUGGAGACCACUCAUUGUUGGGUCAGUGCCUAUCUACUUUGGGUCACCAUCAGUUGUUGAUUGGUUACCAAAUUAUGCUGACAGUGCCAUUCUUAUUGCUAACUACAGUAGCCCUAAAGAACUAGCAGAGGCAAUCAAGAAAAUAGAUGGUAAUGACAUGUUGUAUGAAAGUUUUCUAGGUCACAAAAUGCACAGCAGAGUCAUUAACAAGGCCCUUUUAAGUGCUAUGAAGAACCGUAGGUGGGGUGUGAAUGACCAUAAAAGGCCAAGCUUUGUGGAGGAAUUUGAAUGCCUCAUUUGCUCAAGGGUUUGGAGGAGGCUGAGGAACCCAGGCAUUGAGAAUUUCAUUGCCAAUGCUAGCCACUACAGCUGUGACAUGCCUCAGGCCAUGCUAAAGAGACCAGGCGAAAGUUUCUGGAAGCAGCUGUACAGGCAAGCUAACACUGAGGCAAAGGUACUUGAGGACCUACUUCUGGCAAAUGUAGCCUUUGGUGAGCAGGAUGUACAAAAUAGGAUUCUGAGCUUACUGCAGGCAGGGUCAUCACAUUUAAAAAACUGAUGAUGUUGCAUUCAUUUUUAGCAACCUGGGAAUGUACAUAUUAAGGCAGCUAAUUACAAAUAUUCAGUAAAGACAAUUUAAUUUUGUAUUAUGCAUCAACAUGUAUGUGCAACCUUUCCAAAUUUGUGUACAUGUUGACCUCACUUCAGGUUGCAGCAACAACAUUUACAGGUUUCUAUGGUCCAAAAGUUGUGAGCAUGCACUACUGCAUAGAGAGUUGUUUCUUUUGCAUGUUUCAAGAAACCUGCCUUGCACCAAGUAGCCACUAGUAAAAGUGGCCAGUGCAUUCCGGAGCAUAGAGCAUGCACAUACUGCUCAAAUACAGCUGGAGUUAUGCAUGCUUUUGUCUGACUGAGGCUUAAUUUUGUCUUUCCAAGGCUUCAGGCUAAACAUUACACUUAAUUCCUGUCCUUCAUUUGCAAUCACAUGCACAGGAUAAUGCCAUAAUGUAGCUUUUUAUUUCAUUGGAAUUUUCCUGAGAAUGUUUCAGCCAUCUUUUCACACAAAUGCAUUCCUUUGAUGUUUCUCCAGCAUGGCUUGUUUAAAGACAUUGAAAGCAAACAUUAAAGGGACACUAAAGGCAAAUACUAAAUCGACGUGGACUGUUUAAAUACCAUUCCAGAAACAUUGCAACACUUGUUUCGUGCCAAGAAAAGACUUAGUUUACGAGAAAAUUGUAUCUGAAGGGUCCGAAAACCUUUUUCGAAAUUCAAAUCUCCCGCCACCCAAUCGGGGGGAGUGGUGACGUUGCAUACGCCAUCACCGCCCUUUGCUGCCGUCGGUGAGUAAAACGGCGCCCGACAGACGGCGGCACCGAGCCAAGACAGAGCGGCGGAUUCACCGCUGCAGCUGCUUUUUGGUCAAUUGGCGUAGACUGUUCGGGUAUCCCGUGACAUCAUGGAAGUUGACUUCUCUGCUCUUGCAGUUUGCGCGAGUUUCGCAAGCCAGCAAAACCACUGCAGCACUACGUGAUCAGGAAAGUAUUGAAAUCCGAAAGCGUGGGCCGCACAGAGUUGAGCGAAAACGAAACCUUUCGACCACCCGUGUCGUUGGCAACGGAAAUUUCAAUGAGUUCUUUUUUCUAAACAUGAAAUGGAACUGGAAAAGUAACAUUUUAUUUAAUCUUAUUAUACAAUAUGAGGAUGUUUUUUGCAAUGAGUAGUUGAGUACUAACAACAGAAUUUAACUCAGGAGUGCUUUCGUCAUCGGGCAAGGGCUUGAAUGUCCUGGGGGAGUGUCUAAUCAUGUCCUACAUUUACCUCGAUUUCUCGAUUAUUAAGGCUCUGUUUGCGAUAAUAUUGACGCCUUAGAGAUUCUCGAGCACUAAUCUAUCACUUUAGCAUAACUUAGUGUUCGCCUUUAGUGUCCCUUUAACUCAGGUUAGACCGGUUGUUAAUCCUGGAACUCACUCUUUACUUUGCAGUAGUAGCGUAUUUGUGGCAAACAUGAUUUCUUUAGCAUACAGAUUGAGACAUAAAUGACAUCACUGCCAUGACGCUCCAAAUUUCAAAACUUCAGUUUUACCAAAACUGCUGCAUAUCUACAGGGGCCCAGAACAUAACAAAAGCUACUGACUGCAUUGCAUUUUUCUUUUGAUGGUGCUAAUUGUAAUGCAUCUUAUUCCUGUCCCACAAGACAAAAGUUCUUACCGCACACACCAAGUUAGGUCAUUUCAACCAUUAAAGGUUAAACCUGGCUGCGAUGUGGUGUUGCGGUGCUUCAGUCGGAAUUAGUGCCAAAUGUGAUAUUUUUGGUUGUUCUGCAGCAGACAACAGUGUGAUCUGCUCGGUAAUUUAAGCCAACGUCUCUCAUUUUCUCGUGCAUCUAAUGUGGUGUGGCCACUUCUACACAACUGUUUCAUGGGGUGCAGUGUUUGGACAUAGAAGUGAACUUAGCUAAAAUAUAUAAACCGGUCUUAUUAUUCACUUGUGCAUCAGGCCAAUGGUGUGGCUCAUGGCUGCACUAAAAAAGACAACAAAACAAGCGUAAUCAUACCAACAUUCAAGGGUGGAUUUCUAUAUAUGGUUUUACACGUGCCUUGGCAGCAGUGAGCCUGUGACCCCAAGAAACUUUGUCCCGCGUUUCAUCAGCCUACUAUGGCACAAAAAAAAAUAUUUUCACAUUGGCUGUGUACAAGAUGCCCCUUUCUAUGUUUUUGAAUAAAAUAAAUGCAUAUUAUGCUUUGAGCAUAAUUUUUGAUGUAAUAUAUGGCAGAAUUGAUUUGUAAAUCUGUGAUUAACCGCAGAGGAAGACUUGAAAAUCUGUGGGCUUCUGUUUUGCCGCACCACUGUGGUUUGCCAUUGUCUAUCUUGCCCACUCUAUGUGGGGGAAAACUGGAAGCUUGCCAAUGUCUCUGUUUAUAAACAGCAAAAUGGUCAGUAUGUCAUGCUUACAUAGUCAAACAUGUGAACAAGCCUCUUUAAUGCCUGCUGUGCGGGUACAGGGUGCACUGCACAAAACUCCAGGCAUCAGCUACAGCCAUGGCAGCAGAGCCUUCUCUUUAAAUGCCCAACUGGCAUCUGCAGCAGAGGAAGAUAGCAUAUCUGUAUGGCAUUCCACAGGCAAUAUUUUGGGCUAGUAUUAAAGGUUAUCGGCAUGUCAGCGAUUUUGAGAGUGAUUGGGCAAUGCAGAAUGAAAACAGUGACAACCAAGCUAGGCUUUCGUUGAUUGCUAUCCGUUUCUGUAGUGGUUGCCCUGUCAACCGCUCAGUUUCUAGGCUGCUAGAAAAAGUCACCAGUGAUAUUGGGUGCUUGUCAAAUCUCCAACUUUUUCACAUUCUCCUAUAAUGAUAUGUUUCUGUCAAAGACAUUUCACUAUCUGUAGCUUGGGAGGCUGCUGGUGAGUUAAGUAGCCUCCUAAAAUUUGUAGCCAUUGAUCUGGGGCCGUAUUUUGUGGCAAUCUUUUUAUUCUCCUUUCUUUCAUCAUUCAUCGCGCCAACUUGCCGAUUCUGCCAAUAAACGCAGCAUGUUGUCGUCUGAGCCAAGAUGGCGGGUGAAAGAAUUCAAAGUGUAAUGGAUUCUUAUAAAUUACAGCCCCCUGCUCUCGUGUAUGUGUAUGUCCUGUGUGAAGUAAAUGCACCUGGUCUGCCUUUGGAUGCUUGUGUUCGCCACUCUUCAAAUGUGCUCCUCUGGUUGUGCCAGGGUGCCCUCGCCAGUGCAGCUCCUAACAAUGGCAAUGUUUGUGUUACAACCGGCACCACACAACCGAUAACUUCCAGGCAUACUUUUCUGAUGCUGAAGAAGUCUUAUGCCGAGGUAUGAAGUGGAAAUGAUGCUUGAAAGUAACACAGACUACUGCCAAAGAAGAGCUUACACAACCACAAAUAUGGGAAACUAUUGUUGAUGUGAUUUAGGUGUACUGACAUCACAGUCAAAGUGCAUACAUAUUAUAGAAAAUGCUCUAGAAAGAAUUUAAGAAACAAUAUUGCCAUGGUCUUUCUGUGAAAGUGCAAGCACCAGGUUGCUUAAUAGCAGAACAUUUGCACCACCUGUAGUUCCUUUUAUUUUUUUCUUACAUCUUUCAUAGUUGUGAGUCAUCUUCCUGCAAGGAAUGCUUAUAAGAACUACCUACUUGAAUUUUAUUUUGUCUUGCCAUGCGAUAUUAGCUGUUUUUGUUACCUAUAAUUUGCUAACCUCUACCAUUUACAAGGCUUCAAUAUGUUACAGCGGACUGGCACAGGAAUAAAAAAAAUGUCACUCAGUCUUUCACUGUUACCUUAUUUUGUGACAUAUUCUAUCCCUGUUCUUGGUAAAUUUGCCAUGUCGCUUGAGAAAACUAAUCUGUCAGCAUAACUUAAGUCAUGUUUUUUUCCUUUGUCUUCUUAAAUUUGCUGCUGUUAAAUGUCGUGUCGGAUAGCUGUCUCACGAAUUAAGAAUUGCUGACUUAUUUUGUUGUUUAAAAAAGCUAUUUUAAUAAAGGAAACGUUAUGGCUGUUUACUUUAUUACUUACAUUAACUACUUAAUCUGCUUACAAUUUACAGCUGCUAAACUUGUGUGAAUUCAAGAUGUUUUAUGAAGUUGCUCUACAGGGUGAUCAUUUUUAAAUUUUAUAAAAUUUUUAGAAAUAGCUUGCUGUAGAUUACAUAAUUCUAGUCCUUGAGUUUGGAUUAUUCAGAGAGGCGGACAUUACUUGCACGAGAAAUUGAAACACAUAUUGACCUAAUCAAUGAAAAUCACUAAUCACCUACUUAAUUAAUUACUUUACGGUACAUAUUGCAAUUUACAAAUUUUAAUCGGUGAGCAUGCAAGGCAUAUCCUCACGGAAUAAAUUUCCAGAAUGACACCAAUUUGGAGAUAUGCGCCAUUGGACUCGCUGUAAAAAAUGCACUCUUGUUCCACUUACUUUUUUAACAGCACAUUCUUUCAUGCAUUGAAGCUCAAAACUAACUGGAAUGCCCUUGUAUUUCAUCCCAUACUUUGGGAAAUAAUAUCUCGAAACUGGUGCAAUCCUGGAAAUUCAUUUCAAGUGGAUACGUAUUACAAACUCACCAGCUACAAUGCGUAAAUUGCAAUAUGUGCCGUAAAGUAAUUUGUAAAGAAGUUAAUUAGUAAAUUUAUGUUAAUUAAUUGAAUAUGUAUUUUGUUUUUUUGCGCUAGUAAUGCCCGCCUCUGAAUAAUACUGCUCAAGGACAAAAAUUUUGCUAUCUGCCGCAGGCGAAUUUUAAGAAUUUCAUAAAACUUAAAAAUGAUCACCCUGUAUAUUACUGAGAAGGCUGUUUUCAUCUUUUCAUUGUUAACUAGCCAUAAUUCUAUGUCUGCAGUGAAUAGACAAGUACAGUUGGCGUCACUCUUGCGUACAGCGCGGGAACAGCGGCCUCUGGGGCACUCAGGAGACAGCCAGCGACAUCUAACACUAGCUGCCGGGCCCGACGUCUAACGGUAGCUGCUAGGCACGUUUGCACCCAGCAGCUACCAUUAGACAUCGCUGGCUGACUCCUGAGCACCCCCCGAAGGCUGCCGUUCCCAUGCUCUACACAAGGAUGACGCCGACUGUACAUUGCAGCGGCAAGCUUGAGUGUUUUGGUUCCUGUCACUCAAAUAGCAGCUGUCAGCAUGCAAGUGCAAAGCAUUGUGACAGUUUGUUCUCAGCUGCACUGUUACGUACUACUUUUAGUCUUCCAUGAACACGUGUGAUGUUGCUGUUUUAUUAGUCCUAAAAAUAAAUUAUUUGCCGUUUCUUGGUA
Dermacentor andersoni is the source of this 6617-nucleotide messenger RNA. It is a transcript of the gene FucTB, whose product is annotated as alpha-(1,3)-fucosyltransferase 10. Lineage: Eukaryota; Metazoa; Arthropoda; Arachnida; Ixodida; Ixodidae. Gene Ontology annotation, molecular function: alpha-(1->3)-fucosyltransferase activity. Gene Ontology annotation, cellular component: membrane. The record is from RefSeq and is a predicted model, not a curated record.